Pelobates fuscus (common spadefoot toad) is the source of this 11527-nucleotide messenger RNA. RefSeq names its product mechanistic target of rapamycin kinase (gene MTOR). Gene Ontology annotation, biological process: TOR signaling; negative regulation of macroautophagy; protein phosphorylation. NCBI's taxonomy places the organism in Eukaryota, Metazoa, Chordata, Amphibia, Anura, Pelobatidae. The transcript is spliced from 62 exons. The coding region runs from base 204 to 7778 and encodes 2524 amino acids. The record is from RefSeq and is a predicted model, not a curated record. Gene Ontology annotation, molecular function: protein binding; protein-containing complex binding; protein serine/threonine kinase activity. Gene Ontology annotation, cellular component: nucleus; TORC2 complex; TORC1 complex.
GCAAAGCCACAAGCAUGUUUACAAGCAGUGGAAAAAAGGAAUCUGAAGAAUAAAUGUUAUCCAUAAAAAUGAUUAGAGGAAGGAAUUGAGCAGACUGAGAUAUAAUGGUAAAAUCUGUCUGAACAUUCAUAAAGAGCGACCACAUGGGGCCCAUGAGGUCAUUCCAAUAAAUUGUUGCUGCUGUUGCCUCAAUCACCGGCACCAUGUCUGGAAUAAUGACUAUGCUGCAGCAGUUUGCCAAUGGCCUGCGCAGUCGCAAUGAAGAAACUCGCACAAAGGCAGCCAAAGAUCUGCAGCACUACGUCACCACAGAGCUGCGAGAGGUGAGCCAAGAUGAUGCCACACAGUUCUUCGACGAACUUAACCAUUUCAUCUUCGAGUUUGUUUCUAGCUCGGAUGUAAGUGAGAGGAAAGGAGGAAUUCUUGCUAUUGUCAGUCUGAUGGGAGUCGAAGGAGGAAAUGCCACACGGAUCAGCAGGUUUGCAAACUACUUGCGUAACCUGCUACCAUCCAGUGACACUGCCGUCAUGGAGAUGGCCUCCAAAGCUAUGGGACGCCUUGCUAUGGCGGGAGACACUUUUACUGCAGAAUAUGUGGAGUUUGAGAUGAAGCGAGCCCUGGAGUGGCUGGGACCCGAACGCAAUGAAGGUCGCAGGCAUGCCGCGGUCUUGGUGCUACGAGAAUUGGCUGUCAGUGCACCAACAUUCUUCUUCCAGCAAGUACAACCAUUUUUUGAUAACAUUUUCUAUGCCGUGUGGGAUCCGAAGCAGGCAAUUCGUGAGGGAGCUGUAGCAGCUCUGAGAGCCUGCUUGAUCUUAACGACGCAACGUGAACCAAAGGAGCUACAGAAACCCAUGUGGUAUCGGCAAACAUUUGAUGAAGCUGAGAAAGGUUUUGAUGAAAAUUUCUUAAAGGAAAAGGGUAUGAAUCGCGAUGAUCGGAUCCAUGGAGCACUUCUAGUUAUCAAUGAGUUACUGAGGAUUAGCAGCAUGGAAGGAGAACGUCUGAGGGAAGAGAUGGAAGAGAUUACACAGCAGCAGCUUGUGCAUGAUAAACACUGCAAGGACCUCAUGUCAUACGGGCUAAAGCCACGCCAUAUCACCCCCUUUGCUAGCUUUCAGUCUGUACAACCACAGCCUUCCAAUGCCUUGCUUAGUCUCCUUGGCUAUACUGGGCAGCAAGGGAUUCUGGGAUAUGGCACAGCCCCAAUGCCAGAUAAGAAUACCUUGGUAGAAAGUCGGACCUGCCGAGAACUUAUGGAUGAGAAAUUUGAUCAGAUUUGCCGUUGGGUGUUAAAAUGUCGAAACAGCAAAAAUCCACUUAUCCAGAUGACAACGCUUCAUGUUAUUCCUCGAUUGGCAGCAUUCAGACCAUCGUCGUUCGCAGCGGAGAACAAUCUUCCAGAUUCCAUGAACCACUUGUUGAGUUGCGUGCGCAAGGAGAAGGAGCGGACCGUGGCUUUUCAGUCUCUCGGCCUCAUCUCCGUUGCAGUGCGCAGUGAAAUUCGUCCCUAUUUACCAAAAAUCCUGGAACACGUGAAAGCGGCUCUCCCUCCCAAGGAUUUUGCUCACAAGAGGCAAAAGGCUAUACAAGUGGAUGCCACGGUUUUUACCUGUAUCAGCAUGUUGGCGAGAGCCAUGGGUGCCACCUUACACCAGGAAGUAAAGGAACUGCUGGAACCCAUGCUGUCUGUGGGCCUGAGCCCUGCUUUAACUGCUGUGCUGUAUGACCUCAGUCGCCACAUCACGCAGCUGAAGAAAGAUAUCCAGGAUGGACUGCUGAAGAUGUUGUCUAUGGUUCUCAUGCACAAACCUCUGAGACACCCAGGGAUGCCCAAAGGUCUUGCACAGCAGCUAUCCUCUCCCAGCCUCACAAAUAUCCCCGAAGUUAGUGACGUAGGCAGCAUCACAUUGGCACUUCGCACUUUAGGCACCUUUGAGUUUGAAGGCCACUCUUUGACUCAGUUUGUGCGUCACUGCGCUGACCAUUUCCUGAACAGCGAACACAAGGAGAUUCGUAUGGAAGCUGCCCGUACUUGUUCUCGGCUACUUACUCCUUCCAUACAGCUUCUCAGUGGACAUGGGCAUGUAAGCCAGACAGCUGUGCAAGUAGUGGCCGAUGUUCUGAGCAAACUUCUGGUUGUAGGGAUUACAGAUCCAGACCCCGAUAUUCGGUACUGUGUACUGGCAUCUCUGGAUGAACGCUUUGAUACCCAUCUGGCACAGGCAGAGAAUUUGCAAGCUUUGUUUGUGGCUUUGAAUGAUGAGGUGUUUGAGAUACGUGAGUUGGCAAUCUGUACCAUUGGGCGCCUCAGCAGCAUGAAUCCAGCCUUUGUCAUGCCUUUUCUACGAAAAAUGCUUAUUCAGAUUCUGACAGAGCUGGAGAACAGUGGAGUCGGCAGGAACAAGGAACAAAGUGCUCGCAUGUUAGGGCAUCUGGUAUCCAAUGCCCCGAGACUCAUCCGACCAUACAUGGAGCCAAUUCUUAAGGCUCUCAUUCAAAAGCUGCGAGAGCCAGAUCCCAACCCCGGAGUUGUGACAAAUGUCUUGGCGACUGUUGGAGAACUGGCACAGGUCAGUGGCCUCGAGAUGAGAAAAUGGAUGGACGAGCUGUUCCCAAUAAUUAUGGAAAUGUUACAAGAUUCCUCCCUGCUUGCCAAGAGACAGGUGGCCUUAUGGACUCUUGGACAGCUUGUUGCAAGUACAGGUUAUGUAGUAGAACCGUACAGGAAGUAUCCUUCCUUGCUGGAGGUGCUGCUUAACUUUCUGAAGACAGAACAAAACCAGGGAAUACGUCGCGAGGCCAUCCGGGUGCUAGGACUCCUUGGAGCUUUGGAUCCAUAUAAGCACAAGGUGAACAUUGGAAUGAUUGACCAAUCUAGAGAUGCUUCUGCCCUCAGCAUGUCUGAAUCAAAGGCUAACCAGGACUCCGCGGACUAUAGUACAAGUGAGAUGCUGGUUAAUAUGGGAAACAUGCCCAAUGAUGAGUUUUUCCCAGCUGUGGCCGUGGUUGCUCUGAUGAGGAUCCUGAGAGACCAGUCAUUGAGCCAUCUUCACACCAUGGUGGUACAAGCCACCACCUUUACCUUCAAGUCCAUGGGCCUUAAAUGUGUGCAGUUUCUACAACAAGUUAUGCCUAUUUUCCUGAAUGCUAUCCGCCUUUGUGACAACACCAUCCGAGAGUCACACCAGCCGUCUCCUCAAAAGAGGACAGGACUGAUGUCUCCUCAGUUCAUGUUUCAGCAGUUGGGGAUGCUGGUCUCAUUUGUACGCAGUCAUAUCCGCCCAUACAUGGAAGAAAUCUUUGCUCUUAUAAAAGACUAUUGGACGAUGAAUAACCCAAUCCAGAGCACCAUCAUCCUCCUGAUUGAGCAGAUCGUCCUGGCGCUUGGAGGGGAGUUCAAGCUUUAUCUACCAGAGCUCAUCCCUCACAUGUUACGUGUCUUUAUGCAUGACAGUAGCCCAGGCCGUGCAGUCACCAUUAAGCUGCUGAAUGCAAUUCAGAUGUUUGGAGCAAACCUGGAUGAUUAUCUACAUCUCAUGCUACCACCAAUUGUAAAGCUUUUUGAUUCACAAGAUUCUCCCAUGCAGGCUAGAAAAGCCGCGUUAGAGACUGUGGAUCGUUUGACAGAAUCGCUAGAUUUCACAGAUUACGCGUCCCGUAUAAUCCAUCCUAUCGUUCGCACACUGGAUUCCAGCCCAGAGCUGAGGCAAACCGGAAUGGAUACCCUCUCCUCUUUGGUUUUCCAGCUAGGAAAGAAGUAUCAGAUAUUUAUUCCAAUGGUGAACAAAGUAUUGCUGAGACAUCGGAUAAUGCACCAGCGUUAUGAGAUCCUAACCUGCAGGAUACUUAAGGGUUACACCCUUGCUGACGAUGAAGAAGAUCCCUUGAUUUAUCAGCACCGAUUGCUAAGAGGGAAUCUCGGUGAUAGUUUUGCUGGAGCAUUAGAUACUGGACCAAUGAAGAAGCUGCAUGUCAGCACUACCAACUUGCAAAAGGCUUGGGGAGCUGCUCGACGAGUCUCCAAAGACGAUUGGUUGGAAUGGCUGCGACGGCUGAGUGUAGAGCUCCUGAAAGACUCCUCAUCUCCUUCUCUACGUUCUUGCUGGUCUUUGGCCCAGGCGUAUAACCCGCUCGCCAGAGAUUUGUUUAAUGCAGCCUUUCUGUCCUGUUGGUCGGAGCUUAAUGAAGAUCAGCAAGAUGAGCUGAUCCGGAGUAUUGAGCUGGCUCUCACUGCCCAAGACAUUGCGGAAGUCACACAAACAUUGCUGAACCUGGCAGAAUUCAUGGAGCACAGUGACAAGGGUCCUUUGCCUCUUCGAGAUGACAAUGGGGUUGUGCUUCUUGGAGAAAGAGCAGCAAAGUGUCGAGCCUAUGCAAAGGCUCUUCAUUACAAGGAACUGGAAUUUCAGAAAGGUCCAACGCCGGCUAUUCUGGAAUCCCUCAUCAGCAUUAACAAUAAGCUCCAGCAGCCCGAGGCAGCGGCCGGCGUUCUGGAAUUCGCCAUGAGGCAUUAUGGGGAACUGGAGAUCCAGGCCACGUGGUAUGAGAAGCUUCAUGAAUGGGAGGAUGCUCUGAGUGCUUACGAGAAGAAACUAGAGGUUAACAAGGAUGAUGCCGAGUUGAUCCUGGGACGCAUGCGAUGCCUGGAAGCACUGGGAGAAUGGGGACAGCUUCAUCAUCAGUGUUGUGAAAACUGGACCAAUGUGAACGAGGAUGCUCAAGCCAAAAUGGCACGAAUGGCGGCUGCUGCUGCAUGGGGUUUAGAACAGUGGGACAGUAUGGAGGAGUAUACAUGCUUAAUCCCACGGGAUACACAUGAUGGAGCAUUUUACAGAGCAGUGCUCGCUCUCCACCAAGAUCUCUUCUCCUUAGCCCAACAGUGCAUUGACAAAGCCAGGGACAUGCUUGAUGCUGAACUCACAGCAAUGGCUGGAGAAAGCUACAGCCGAGCCUAUGGGGCCAUGGUUACAUGUCAGAUGCUGUCUGAGCUGGAGGAAGUAAUCCAGUACAAACUGGUACCGGAGCGACGAGAGGUUAUCCGCCAGACCUGGUGGGAUAGGCUCCAGGGUUGUCAGCGCAUUGUUGAAGACUGGCAGAAAAUCUUAAUGGUUCAGUCGCUUGUAGUCGGUCCACACGAGGACAUGAGGACUUGGCUGAAGUAUGCAAGUUUGUGUGGCAAGAGUGGCCGACUGGCUUUGUCCCAUAAGACGCUAGUGAUGCUUCUAGGAGUAGAUCCUGCUCUUGAGAGUGACAUGCCAAUCCCUGUGUCGCAUCCACAGGUCACAUACGCAUACAUGAAGUAUAUGUGGAAGAGCACCCGAAAGAUUGAGGCUUUCCAGAAUAUGCAAAAGUUUGUGAAUAAGGUGCAAGUGCAAGCACAACAUGUUGCAGACGACACUCCACAGAAACAAGAACUACAGAAACUCAUGGCUCGGUGCUUUUUGAAACUGGGUGAAUGGCAGGUAAACCUUCAAGGAGUUAAUGAAUGUACAAUCCCGGAUGUGCUGGAGUAUUACAAUGCAGCCACUGAACAUGACUCCACCUGGUACAAGGCUUGGCAUGCUUUGGCAGUGAUGAACUUUGAGGCAGUUCUACAUUUCAAGCAGCAGAAAGAAAUCCGAGACGAGAAAAAGGUGCGACAUCACAGCUCUGCCAGCGCCAAUACAGAUGGCAGCGAGAGUGAGAGUGAAGGAGACAGUAACGCGAGCAGCCCAGUGCCAUCUCCUGUUCAGAAGAAAACGGAGGACAGCCUUCUGCAAUACACGGUUCCAGCCGUGCAAGGCUUCUUCCGUUCCAUCUCGCUAUCUCGAGGAAAUAACCUGCAGGACACACUCAGAGUCCUCACUCUUUGGUUUGACUAUGGUCACUGGCCGGAUGUCAAUGACGCUCUGGUUGAAGGAAUCAAGACCAUUCAGAUUGACACAUGGCUGCAGGUGAUCCCUCAGCUGAUCGCCAGAAUAGACACUCCGAGGCCUCUUGUUGGGCGUCUUAUCCACCAACUGCUAACAGACAUUGGCAGAUAUCACCCUCAGGCUCUAAUAUAUCCUCUCACUGUGGCUUCUAAAUCAACAACCACGGCACGUCACAAUGCAGCAAACAAAAUCUUAAAGAACAUGUGUGAGCAUAGCAACACUCUAGUACAGCAGGCGGUGAUGGUGAGUGAGGAAUUAAUCCGCGUGGCCAUUCUGUGGCAUGAAAUGUGGCACGAAGGUCUGGAAGAAGCCUCACGGCUGUACUUUGGAGAAAGGAAUGUGAAGGGAAUGUUUGCUGUGUUAGACCCUCUUCACGCCAUGAUGGAGAGAGGACCUCAAACUCUAAAGGAAACCUCAUUUAAUCAGGCAUAUGGCCGAGACUUGAUGGAAGCUCAGGACUGGUGUAGAAAAUAUAUGAAGUCUGGUAAUGUGAAGGACUUGACCCAAGCUUGGGAUCUUUAUUAUCACGUCUUCCGACGCAUCUCCAAACAGCUACCCCAGCUCACCUCUCUGGAGCUACAAUAUGUCUCCCCCAAACUACUCAUGUGUCGAGACCUGGAGCUUGCUGUGCCAGGAACAUAUGAUCCCAAUCAACCAGUUAUACGAAUCCAGUCCAUCACCCCUUCUCUGCAGGUCAUCACUUCCAAGCAGAGGCCUCGCAAACUGACAUUAAUGGGAAGUAACGGACAUGAGUUCAUGUUCCUGCUGAAAGGCCACGAGGAUCUGCGGCAGGAUGAGCGGGUAAUGCAGUUGUUUGGAUUGGUAAACACUCUGCUAGCCAAUGACCCAGCUUCUCUGAGGAAAAACCUCAGUAUCCAGCGAUAUGCUGUCAUCCCUCUGUCCACCAACUCUGGGCUGAUUGGCUGGGUGCCUCACUGCGAUACAUUGCACGCCCUGAUUCGGGACUAUCGUGAGAAGAAGAAAAUUCUGCUGAAUAUUGAGCAUCGGAUAAUGCUAAGGAUGGCACCAGACUAUGAUCACCUGACUCUGAUGCAGAAAGUCGAGGUGUUUGAGCACGCUGUGAACAACACUGCUGGAGAUGACUUGGCUAAACUACUCUGGCUAAAAAGCCCCAGCUCAGAGGUGUGGUUUGACAGAAGAACCAAUUACACGCGUUCCCUGGCAGUAAUGUCCAUGGUGGGAUAUAUUUUGGGUCUCGGUGACAGACACCCGUCUAACUUGAUGCUGGACAGGCUGAGCGGGAAAAUCCUACACAUAGACUUUGGAGACUGUUUUGAGGUGGCUAUGACCAGAGAAAAGUUCCCUGAGAAGAUUCCGUUCCGUCUAACUCGAAUGUUGACUAAUGCAAUGGAGGUCACCGGACUUGAUGGAAAUUACAGGAUCACGUGCCAUACUGUAAUGGAGGUGUUGCGGGAGCACAAGGAUAGCGUCAUGGCUGUCUUGGAAGCCUUUGUAUACGAUCCUCUGCUGAACUGGAGACUGAUGGACACCAAUAUAAAGGGCAACAAACGCUCUCGUACACGGACAGACUCCUACUCAGCCGGACAGUCUGUGGAAAUGUUGGAUACAGUGGAAUUAGGUGAAACUACGCACAAAAAACCUGGAGGAAGUACUGUCCCAGAAUCUAUCCAUACGUUUAUUGGUGAUGGUCUGGUACAGCCCGAAGCUUUAAAUAAAAAAGCUAUACAGAUUAUUAACAGGGUUCGGGACAAGCUAACAGGACGGGACUUUAACCAUGAAGAAACGCUAGAUGUCUCCACGCAGGUUGAGCUGCUGAUUAAACAAGCCACUUCCCACGAAAACCUCUGUCAGUGUUAUAUUGGAUGGUGUCCUUUUUGGUAGGAACAUCUAUCUGUCUGUGAACAUCUAUGCCUUUCACAGCAGUCCAUGAAUCUGUCUUCAGAGACCUGUAAAGGAGAUUCUGACUUGAUUGUCCUCAGGAUCCUUUGUCUUGUGGACAAAUGGGAGAUGUGCAAGAAACGGAGGCCAACAUAUUGCAGUCUCUUGUUCCUGCUUUAGGAGUUUAACUUGUACUGUGUACUUUCUGUAUAUAUUGAAGUCUGUGACGUUGGUCAUGCUCGCAAAUGGAAACUGAGCCGUCAGUACCACAUGGAUCAUCCCAUUUUCUGUUUGCUGGAAUAGAAAGACCAGAAGACGAUGGCUCUAACAUCAAAUCACGAUGGCAAAUAUAUAACCCGAUGCCAUGAAAAUUAUGGUUGUUGAAAACAAAAUGUAUAUGUGAGAAAGAAAAGUGUGGAUUUGUGCAAACAAUGAAUUUUGCAGGGUCAGCCGAUACCCUCAGUAAGUAGAAUGUAAAUGCUCGUCAGCAAUUGGAAGGAACAUGGAUUGUUUCCCAAAUAAUUAAAGAAUGUUGGAUUUUUUUUUUACCCCCCCCCCCCCCCCCUUGUGUGACACUGUGAACUAUAAGCAAUUAUUUUAAUGGCUCUCUGUUAUGUCAACAUAAUCUGGGAGAGACGAACAGAGCAAAAUGAGCGUAAAUGACACAACAGCAAAACGAAAUGCUUAUUUUAUUGUAAAGAUCAAAAAUAUUGUAUUGUCGUAUAUUUUCUAUGUUUGUAAGUGGAUGUAUAAAGCAGCUAUUGCAUUGUGCCCUGAAAACUAAAAAGGAAUCAAACACACAAACCAUGGUACCUGUAAGGGCCCAUCUUAAUUUCCAGAGUUUUCCAUUACUUCCAAGCUGAACACUCUGUUAAUCCAUGAAGGAGAAUGCGGACUGAACUGGUGCAUUGCACAGUAACAUGAUCAUUCAUGAAACAAUGUUUUUACUCUGAUCAAUGGGAAACUACUGGAUAUUAAGUUUGACACAAUCACAAGUAGGAAACAAUUGUAUAUAUGUAAAAAAAUAUAUAUAUCAAUAUCUCUUCUUGUACUGAACAAAUAUAGGCCUCAAUAUGUACUAAACCCAGCAGAUUCAAGACUUUUUGAUAUGAAUAAUGUAAAAUAAGCAUUUUUUUUUGCCUUUAUUGUCCCUUUAAAAUUUUCCUAGCAGCGUUUAAGAAUAAACAUGGAGGAUGGGCUUGAGUAAAAUAUCACACACACGUACACUCUUGGGCAAACUAUCUUAAAGGGACACUAUAGUUAUCAAAACCACUUUAGGUUAAUGAAGCAGUUUUGGAGUAUAGAUCAUGCCUCUGCAGUGUCAUUGCUCAAUCAUUUACCAUUUAGGAGUUAAAUUACUUUGUUUAUGCAGCCCUAGUCACACCUCCCUGCAUGUGACUGGCACAGCCUUCCUAAACACUUCCUGUAAAGCAAAUUGGAAUGUUUAUACUUCCAUUAUUGCACAUUCUGUUUAAUUAAGAAUUUAUCAUCUGCACUAAUAAUAGCUUGCCAGACUUUGAAGGAGCUUCUAGUGUGUGAUUAAAGUUCAAUUUACAGAGCAGGAGAUAAAAACGUCUAACGUAAGUUAAAGGGACACUCCAGACACUAAAAACAACUUCAUCUAAAUUAAGUUGUUUUGGUGCCAGGAGGCCCCUGGGGGCACUCUCACCUCAAGGGGUUAAACAGUUUUCAAAUGGUUUAAACUCAAAGUUGCCUCCAGCAGCCAUGUCCAUGCUCCUACCCCCACCCCCUCAGUCCGCAUCCAGAUUCUGAAUUUUAAGAUUCAGGAAGCACAGAGCGCCGAAGGGCAGGGGCGCUGCUGAUUGGCUGAGAAAAGGUGCAUUUCUUUCCAAACCAGUUUAGUGAAUGGGAAGUCACUGAUUAGCUGAGAGCUUCAGCUGGCUGCUCUCAGUCAAUCAGCAACGCCAAUAUCUGGCAGCGCUCCACACUUCUUGAAUCUAAAACUUUUUAAGCCGGAUGCCACCAGGGACAGGGUGGACAUCACCCCUGGAGUGCCCAUUUAAGAUCUGAUUUGAAGUGUAAAUCAUUUUGUUUUCAAUCAGGGUGUGAGAGUCACAGCCAGGGGAGGUGUGGCUAGGGCUGCAUAAACAAACAGUGAUUUAACUCUUAAAUGGCAGAUAAUUGAGCAGCGAAACUUCAGGCGCAUGAUCUAUACACUAGAACUGCUUCAUUCAGCUAAAGUUGUUUUGGGGACUAUAGUGUCCCUGUAAAGUAAUUAAUUAAUUUCCAUAUAUGUCUGAACAGUAUUAAUUUGUACACAUUUGCUGCCUUUAGCUUAAUAUGCAGACUCUUUUUAAUGCUCGACACACACAUACGUAUAUAGGCUUUAAACGUACGAUAAUGUAGUACGUACACGUUUUGUGCUUUCUAGAAGUUGUGUUGAUCUAGAAGCUGUGUGGGGCAGUUUCUCUGUGUGAGCCAUUUACAGAUUCCCAUAGAGCAUUAUCAAUAGUCAACAUAUAGAAACAUAUGGCUGUAAAGUAAGCCUAUCGAAGGACUCUGGUAAUGAUUGCAUAUUUUCCCAAUAUCAAUAAAACUGCAGGUACAUCAUUAUUUUAAACAUCAUUUUAGGUGGUUUUAUAUCAAAUGACAGUGAGUGGUUAUAUUUAAAGGUGUAUAUAUACCAAUUGUACAGGACUACAUACAUAGUUGUUGUUUAGAUUCAUCAGUGCAAAGAUAUGUUUGUUUCUCGGAUGCUUGGGAAUAAAAGGAAAAUAUUGCAAUACCCAGUAGCCUUCAUAGCUCAUGUAUAAAACUGAACAUUCAUAAUUCAUUCUAUGAUUUUUUUUUUCUCUUUAAUGUGUACUAGAUCGAAAACAAAUCUUCAUAAAUAUAUGAUGAAUUCUGAUUAGUGAGUCACAACGGGCAGUGUUUACGCUUUAUAAUGAGUGCUGGUUACGUACAAAAGCCCUGGAGGAAAUUAUAUUGGGAAUUUUUAGAAGAACGGUUUGGCUUUCCUUCAGAUGUAAGAAUUCUAGAAUGCUGAGGGACAGCAAAGUAACGAAUAUAUAUAUUGUUAUAUUUCUGAGUAAAAUUGGUGUAUGUUAAUCCAAAACGUUUGCAAGCUGAGAUAUGAGGUCUUUACUGCAGCAUUUCAGUGACGAUUAUAAUUGGGCCAGUCUUAAUUGUAACUAUUUAUGGAUAAUCUAAAACUACCUGGGAGGAAAGAAACUCCAUGAAAUUAAGUGUAAAAUACCUCUGAGAAUGUACUAAACAAACCUGGCUUGAUUUUCUUAGUGCUAAAGUAAUGUUGCAGUAAUAUUUGCAUCAUAAAACUGAUUCUUGGCAUUGAUGUUAAACAUUUUUCAUACUUUACUGUCCCUUUAAUAAAUGCAUUACUACUUGUUUGAAGGUAGACGCCAUUGACUGUUUUUUUUAACCUUCUGUUUGCCAUCAAUAAAAAGCUGCCAUACUGAAUUUAUGAAUUUGGUCCAAUACAGCCAGCUCUGUUUUGUAUGUCCAUACACCUUUAGUCUUUGCUUUAAGUUUCUUCCUCCAUUUUAUCCUCCAAAAUAAUUGAUAUAUUAUUUUUCCUCCAUUUAUUUGCCUAUAUUCUGCCAGAUUCAGGACAGAGCAAAGAAUCCAUUAAUUGGUUUAGAACACAUUUCAAAAUUAAUUUAGUGUAUUUUCCUUUUUAUUUAAUUUUUUGAAUGGGGGGGGAAUUGUCUUCGAUUUAUAUCUACGGAUUUGAUUAAAUAUGUAAAGUCGAAUAAAAUACUAUUACGCAAUAA